ACAACCUACUCGUGAUUAAAUGUCUAGUGCUGGAGACGUUGCUACUUCGAUAGAGAAAUGACCUUCAGAUAAUCGUGGUGCUGUCCGGAGCGGCUUGAGUGUCUAAUAUUCAUAAAGAGACGCGGAGGGCUGGGGGACGGAGUGCCGAGUGAUAACCAGUGAGUGCCGGCGGAGCGGACCAGCAGGAGCUCUCUUGUGGCGGGCUGGUGUUACAGGGGUGAAGGGCUGCAGGGCGAGGAGGCGACAUGCUGUACCUGGUAGUGGGCGUGGCGGCCCUGACCUGGCUGGUGCUGUGGUCCACAACGCCCCCGCCGAGGAUUCUGGGCGUGUACAGCCGCCCGGGCUUCUGGUACUGGCUCAAGGUCAUCGUGUUCUAUAUACUGGUCAAAGUCCGCCGAUGGAGUAACAAGACGGGCGGCUCUGGGGCCGACGUGGGCUACGGCGUCAAGUCUCGCGACCGCCCCGAGCUGAUGGAGUGUGUGCAACCACUCUCUGACCACCCCAAGGCCAUCGACGCCGUGUAUUUCAACGCCGCCAACGAGAACGGUUACUACCUAGUGGCGGCCACGGCGCGGCGCCCCAAGGGAGUCAUCAACGGCCUUCUCUUCCUCAGGAUCCCAAGCGUGGGGUUGCUUCAGCUGCCUAAGAUGCCCGACACAAUGAUGUUUGGGAACGGGAGUCAGUUUGCCGCUGAGGGCCUGCGCAUCACCCCAGUCAAGCCCAUGGCUUCCUGGAAGAUUCAGUACGAAGGUCCCAUGAAGAUGAGGGGCAGCCCAUUGGCUAGGUAUCAGGUGGAGUUGGAUGUUCAAUGGACCAGCAACCAACCUUACUUCGACUUCGACACGGACAUGGAUGCGAGGGCCCUGGCGAGGAGCAUUGCCAGGGAGCCAUGGUCUCGCAAGUACUUCCAAGGUCUCAGAGAGGCACACCAGAGCCACUAUGAGCAGAUGGGUCGCAUAGAGGGCACGGUGGUGGUGGACGGCCACCCCUAUGUUCUUCGACUUGAUUCAAUGAGGGACCACAGCUAUGGCCACAAGCGAGAGUGGAAGCUGAUGCACCGGUACGGCCUGCACAUGUUUGCCACCAAAGAUGGUCUACAGGGUAAUGUGGGUAUUAUCUGCCAGCCCGCCACAUGCACACAGCUGGAAAUGGGCUACAUAUAUGAGGACGGCAAAAUGUUGCCUGUGAGCAGGGUCAACCUUCCCCUGUGGCAGCAUGGGGAGAAUGGGCACCCACCAUCAGACUAUGCCUUCUCCUUUGUGGCAGGUGGGAAGCAGUACGUUGUGGAAGUGUCUGUCUUAGAGGCACCAGAGUUCUACAUCGGCUGGGAGUGGGAGACGCGCGUGGUGGAGCGAAUGGCCACUUUCAGAAUAAAUGGCCGUAAAGGAUGGGGCCUCGCUGAGUGGGAGUACCGCCACCAUGGUGGUCGUCCUCGUGCAUACAGUGUUGGUGACCCUGCCUGGACGAAUGACCUUGUAAAAGAAGCAGAAGACGACACGAUAGAGAUAAAAUCAGAUGAUGGCCCCCAGUGUGUGAUUCAUUAUCCUGAACUCAUGUCUGAUAAACCUUCUCGAAUAAUACUUCUCAGUGACAGGAGUUAUGGCAAACUUAUUGAAUGCAAAAAUAUCAGAAUGGAAUUAGGAGCUGAAGUUUGUCAUGAUCAGUGUGAAACUAUUCCUGCUCCUAAUUAUGAUCCUAAAAGAGAUGGGUAUCACAGACCAUGCUACAUGAAGUUUGUCAAAGUCAAGACAAACACAAAAAUAAGUACUGUUGAAAACAGUAUUGAAAAUCAAAACAAAACCCAAGAAGAAAUCUUCUCUGAGAAAAGCAAACCCCAAGAUGUAAGUUACUCAGAUCAAAGCAAACCUGAACUUGGGAAGCAGAGUGAUCAAAGUAAAGCAGAACAGGAAAUCCAUUCUGAUCACAGCCACACUCAUCAUCAAAUCAGCCUCGAAAAUCACAGUGAAACAAAAGAUGAAUAUUCCUCUGGUGACAGGAAAACCAAGAAUGAAAAUUUUAUUGAGGAAAGUAUAAAUGAAUAUGGAAACUAUUCAAAUGGAAGCCAAUAUGAAAAUGAUUCUGCAUCUCAGUGUGAAACUGUUCAUGAAAACUAUUCUGAUCCUAUCAAAGAAAUUGAACACAAAGACCAUACAGACUCAAGCAACAUAACAUCUUAGAUAUGACUUCUCACUUCAGCAUUGUGUGAGGCAUUUUACUAAAUAUCAACCUUCAAACUGGCAAAUUCAUGUGUAUCGAUAAGUUCAUAAUAAAAUUUCCUUUUUCA
Molecule: messenger RNA, 2284 nt
Organism: Eriocheir sinensis (Chinese mitten crab)
Lineage: Eukaryota; Metazoa; Arthropoda; Malacostraca; Decapoda; Varunidae
Exons: 13
Coding region: 246-2177 (643 amino acids)
Source: RefSeq, a predicted model, not a curated record